This is a messenger RNA of Microthlaspi erraticum, 1116 nucleotides long. NCBI's taxonomy places the organism in Eukaryota, Viridiplantae, Streptophyta, Magnoliopsida, Brassicales, Brassicaceae. The record is from the annotation of a GenBank genome assembly.
AUGACACCGAUCGACAUUCCACUGGAUCUCCAGAGUGAAACACUCUUAAGGCUGCCGGUGAAGUCUCUGUUGAGAUUUCGAUGCGUGUCCAAGCUUUGGUCCUCUAUCAUCACCAGCCGAGAUUUCAGGAACCGGCACAUGAAUAUUGCUACAUCUUCAGCUCCUACUCAUCUCCUCAUUGCUUUUAAGAACGCUAACGGAGAAGAGCAUCAGUUAGUCUCAUCGCCAAACCCAAAACAAUCUUCCUCCUUCCCAUCUUCGUGUUGUGUACCCUACAGAGAUCUCAGCCUACUAAAACUCCAUGGAGACAAGGUGUCUAAUGUGGGUCGGGGCUUGAUAUGCGUUGCCGACUAUGCAUAUGUGGCCAUUUGUAACCCAAGCACGAGGCAGCUCCAUACUUUUCCCCAGUUAAAAUUGAAAGAUGAUCGUCCGAAAGUUUAUCCAGGCCAUAAGUACUUUUUUGGAUAUGAUCCUGUUGAAGAUCAAUACAAAGUGCUUGCCGUUGAUGGUUAUUAUAAUAAAUCCGAGCACAAGGUCGUGGCAGUAGGAAGAGAAGAAGCUUGGAGAGAGGCUCCUUGUGUCGCAUGUCGUCAUGUUGCUCGUACCUCGGGGAUGUUUAUGAACGGAACCAUCUACUACCGGGCUUCCGCUCUCAGGAAUGGAAUUAGUAUUUCUAUAAUUGUGGCUUUCGAUGUCAGGUUUGAAACGUACAACAUCAUCAAUGUACCAAGCCAAUUUCGACGUUAUUAUAGUAAUAGGGAUAAAACGCUGAUCAAUUAUGGAGGAAAAGUUGGUGUAGUUGAGAAUCCUCGUGGGGGUAAGUUUCGUUUGUGGGUUGUGGAAGAUGCUGAGAAAGAGGAAUGGUCCCUCAACACUUUUCAUUUGCCGGAAUCUGCUGCUGGCCUUGACUUGAAGGUCUUGGAUGCCUUUAAUAACGGCGAGAUUUGUCUGGUUCAAAAGGAGUUGUCUGAUCCGUUUUGUCUUUACUACUACAAUUUGGAGAAGAAAAGCAUGAGAAGUGUCAUAAUUGAAGGGCUGCCUAUUUCCGAGCUUAAUCAAGCCGGUCACCGUUCUGUGACUGUCUCGGAUCAUUAUGAGAACUUCACCACGUUCUAA